Molecule: messenger RNA, 603 nt
Organism: Apis mellifera (honey bee)
Lineage: Eukaryota; Metazoa; Arthropoda; Insecta; Hymenoptera; Apidae
Product: histone H2A
Exons: 1
Coding region: 187-561 (124 amino acids)
Cellular component (GO): nucleosome
Molecular function (GO): structural constituent of chromatin; DNA binding; protein heterodimerization activity
Source: RefSeq, a predicted model, not a curated record
GUUAAUUCCGUUAGAACUCAGCCCCUCCAUUUAUAGGAUGUAUGCACCAAUUGGAACGCUGUGUAAUACAGAACAUGCUAUACUGUAUUCUGAUUAGUGCUCUCCUGCUGCCAUCUACGAAUACAUAUAUUCGGAGUAAAGACAUUCUAAAAAUUAAUACCAAGCGAAACUUUGUGAUUGAACAAUAUGUCUGGACGUGGAAAAGGCGGUAAAGUUAAAGGAAAAGUUAAAUCUCGUUCUAACAGAGCAGGAUUACAAUUUCCUGUUGGUCGUAUUCACCGUCUUUUGCGAAAAGGAAAUUAUGCUGAACGGGUUGGUGCCGGUGCUCCGGUUUAUUUGGCAGCUGUAAUGGAGUACUUAGCUGCUGAAGUUUUGGAAUUGGCUGGUAAUGCUGCUCGCGACAAUAAGAAAACAAGAAUUAUACCACGUCAUUUACAAUUAGCUAUUCGUAAUGAUGAAGAAUUGAACAAAUUACUUUCUGGAGUAACAAUAGCACAAGGUGGUGUACUCCCAAAUAUACAAGCUGUACUUUUACCAAAGAAGACAGAAAAGAAAGCUUAACCUGAUUUUUUAAACUUAAACGGCCCUUUUCAGGGCCCCCAA